UCUUUUCUUUCUUUCAAGUAAUAUUUCUGACUACAAACUUGUGCGUGUACAAGUGGAGACCCUCCAGAAGCACAGCCACCACUCAUUGAGUCGAGUCAGUCGACCAAAGCAAGCAGCCAAAUCCAUUCUCAAGUCUAAACCCUCUUUCUAACCCAAAUAACAAGAAGAAAACUAUGCCCAGUCCUUUAUUCUUCCUCCACCACCACCUACUCUCCUUUCUGCCUUUUUGCCGCAAUAUUCUUCCAUGGCCAAGAAUCUACAUGAAUAAUCCCAUAUCCAUAUCUCUCUUCGUCAUCACUGCACUCUCUCUACCGUUUACUCCUAGACAUGACUCUCCCUUAUACCCCAUCACCUUCUACAAGAAACACUAUCUCACCAGAAACCUGUGUCCUUCAUAGCUCUCAUUUCUAUCUACCCAGAAACCGCUCUUCUUUCUUUUCCAAUGAAUCCAGCCUCCUCAAGAAAGAAAGUCUUCCUUUCAAGCCUCGCGAGAAGCGAUCAACCAAGAGUUUUCUUCCCAUCUUGAGACUUAAGAACUCUAAACUCACGCACCCUUUUGCCAGUAUAUCCUCUUUCGCAGAAGCAGGAGGCGAGGAAGAGGGAAACGAAGGAAUUCAAAUCAAGAAACAUCAAGAAACGGUAAAAAACAAGGAAGAUGACUCUCCUGGAAUGGCCGGGGCCUUUGAUAUAUCCUCAAGAACAGCCUCUGCUAUAUCAAUAUUGAUAGCAUUUGCUGCUCUCAUUCUUCCCUUCUGUUUGAAGACUUUGGGACAGGGUUUGGACUUAAAAACCAAGUUCUUAUCAUACGUGACACUGUUAUUUGGAUUCUAUAUGGCUUGGAACAUAGGUGCCAAUGAUGUUGCUAAUGCCAUGGGGACUUCUGUGGGGUCUGGGGCAUUGACAAUGCGGCAAGCAGUGUUAACUGCAGCUGUUUUGGAGUUUUCAGGAGCGCUGUUAAUUGGUACUCAUGUGACCAGUACAAUGCAGAAAGGAAUUCUUGUUGCUAAUGUGUUUCAGGGAAAGGAUACUCUGCUUUUUGCAGGAUUGCUCUCUUCUUUGGCUGCUGCUGGUACUUGGUUGCAGGUUGCAUCAUAUUAUGGUUGGCCUGUCUCUACCACUCACUGUAUAAUAGGAUCAAUGGUUGGAUUUGGUCUUGUCUAUGGGGGACGUGGUGCUGUCUUCUGGAGUUCUCUGGCAAGGGUGACUUCAUCGUGGGUGAUCUCACCAUUAAUGGGAGCAAUGGUGUCGUUUCUCGUGUACAAAUUCAUCCGCAGGUUUGUAUACAGCGCUCCAAAUCCAGGACAAGCUGCGGCUGCAGCCGCACCAAUUGCUGUCUUUUUGGGUGUAACUGGAAUCUCUUUCGCAGCCUUUCCUCUAAGCGAGAUCUUUCCUUUGGCUCUAGCACAGGCUUUAGCCUGUGGGACCGCUGGUGCUUUCCUAGUUGACAGAAUUAUCCGGAAAAAGCUUGGCCAUCUCCUGGUGAAAGCUAGUUCGACACAACCCGAGCCAAAAGAGAACGCUAUACACAGCAAAAAUAUCGGGUUUCUCUCUGAUUUCGCAGGACCAAAGGGUACCCAGUUGGAAAUAGUUUAUGGAGUUUUCGGAUACAUGCAGAUCCUCUCAGCCUGCUUCAUGUCAUUUGCACACGGCGGAAAUGAUGUUUCCAAUGCAAUAGGUCCUUUGGCUGCUGCAUUAUCUAUUCUGCAUGGGGGUGCCAGUGGAACAGAUAUUGUUAUUCCAAUAGAUGUUCUAGCAUGGGGAGGAUUUGGUAUAGUUGCAGGGCUAAUGAUGUGGGGAUACAGAGUGAUAGCAACAAUUGGGAAGAAGAUAACCGAACUUACGCCUACUAGAGGAUUUGCGGCUGAGUUUGCUGCGGCUUCUGUGGUUCUAGUUGCAUCGAAGCUGGGACUGCCCGUCUCUGCAACGCAUACUUUGGUGGGUGCAGUAAUGGGAGUAGGUUUUGCAAGGGGACUGAACAGCGUUAGAGCGGAAACCGUGAGAGAGAUUGUGGUUUCAUGGGCUGUGACAAUUCCAGCAGGUGCUAUCUUUGCAGUUUUCUACACAUGGAUCUUGACCAAGCUGCUGUCUUACAUAUUGUGAGUAUAAAUUUACAAGAUCAAAAUGAAAAAGGCUUGAUGUAUGUGAUUAAUCAAAAUCACUCAUCUCUUAAAAGAAUUCGUGGUAUUAGGCCGUCUUUUUGAGCUGUGAUUUCCUUUUAGCAUCAGUAGCAAUUUCUAAUGAAACUGGGAAAACAAAAUGAUUUUUUUUUGGA
Molecule: messenger RNA, 2272 nt
Organism: Populus nigra (black poplar)
Lineage: Eukaryota; Viridiplantae; Streptophyta; Magnoliopsida; Malpighiales; Salicaceae
Product: inorganic phosphate transporter 2-1, chloroplastic-like
Exons: 3
Coding region: 328-2100 (590 amino acids)
Biological process (GO): phosphate ion transmembrane transport
Cellular component (GO): membrane
Molecular function (GO): phosphate transmembrane transporter activity
Source: RefSeq, a predicted model, not a curated record